This is a messenger RNA of Oryza brachyantha (malo sina), 831 nucleotides long. Its product is annotated as N-terminal acetyltransferase B complex catalytic subunit NAA20. Gene Ontology annotation, biological process: N-terminal peptidyl-methionine acetylation. The record is from RefSeq and is a predicted model, not a curated record. The transcript is spliced from 6 exons. Bases 123 to 647 code for a protein of 174 amino acids. Gene Ontology annotation, molecular function: protein-N-terminal amino-acid acetyltransferase activity. Lineage: Eukaryota; Viridiplantae; Streptophyta; Magnoliopsida; Poales; Poaceae. Gene Ontology annotation, cellular component: NatB complex.
UGGAAGCUUCUUCUUGGAAAUCUCGACGCGCCGCCCCCCGCAACGACCGACCGUCACCGUCACCGGCGCCGCCGACGCCGACGCCGCUGCCGCCAGAAGGCCAAGGGAGGAGGCGAAGGACCAUGACGACCAUCCGCCGGUUCUGCUGCGACGAUCUGCUCCGCUUCUCCUCCGUCAAUCUCGACCACCUCACCGAGACCUUCAACAUGUCCUUCUACAUGACGUACAUGGCUCGCUGGCCUGACUACUUCCACGCCGCCGUCAGCCCCGGGGACCGCGUCAUGGGAUACAUCAUGGGUAAGGUUGAAGGACAAGGCGAAUCUUGGCAUGGACAUGUCACGGCAGUGUCUGUUGCCUCAGAAUUUCGGAGGCAGAAGUUAGCCAAGAAGCUUAUGAACCUGCUGGAGGAAAUCAGUGAUAAGAUGGAUAAGGCCUACUUUGUGGAUCUCUUCGUAAGAGCGUCUAACAUGCCAGCGAUAAGGAUGUAUGAAAAGCUUGGCUAUGUAGUUUAUCGAAGGGUGCUCCGCUACUACUCAGGGGAAGAAGAUGGCCUUGAUAUGAGAAAGGCUUUGUCACAAGAUGUUGAGAAGAAGUCCAUCAUACCACUGAAGAGACCAAUAACACCCGAUGAACUUGAAUAUGAUUGAAGUAGACUACUGCCAAUGUUUUGUUUGGUGUUAAUUAUAAUGGCUUCUAUGGUGAUUUACUAAGAUUCGUUUUUAUCUCUAGUAUCAUCUAGUGAGUGACUGUUGUUUUGUUUCCCACACCUUGAUAAGAUUCAGCAUAAUACUAUGGUGAUUCUGUCGUUUGGGAAGGAAUGCAUCAAGUAGU